Prorocentrum cordatum is the source of this 1131-nucleotide messenger RNA. Lineage: Eukaryota; Dinophyceae; Prorocentrales; Prorocentraceae. The record is from the annotation of a GenBank genome assembly.
AUGGGCAAGGACUACUACCAGAUCCUCGGCGUCGCCCGCGACGCCUCCGCCGACGCCAUCAAGAAGGGGUACCGCAAGAUGGCGCUGAAGUGGCACCCCGACAGGCACUCCAAGAGCACCGAGGCACAGAAGGCGGCCGCCGAGGAGAAGUUCAAGGAGGUCGCCGAGGCCUUCGAGGCCCUGUCCGACCCGCAGAAGAGGGCCGUCUACGACCAGCACGGCGAGGAGGGCCUCCGGGGCGGCCCCCCCCCCAGCGGCCCGCCGGCCGGCGCCGCGGGCCCCUUCGGCGGCGCCGGCGCCGCCUUCGGCGGCGCGGGCGGCCUGCCGCCGGGCGUGCGCGUGGUCUUCUCCUCGGGCGGCGGGGCGCAGGAGUUCGGCGGCAUGUCCAGCGCGCGGGCGGAGGACCUCUUCCGCUCCCUCUUCGGCGGCGCGGGCCUCGGCGGCGGCCUCGGCGGCCUCGGCGGCCCCGGCGGCCCCGGCGGCCCCGGCGGCGACGGGCUGGCGGGCCUGCUGGGCGGCCUCGGGGGCCUGGGCUCGGCCAGCAGCUCCUCGCCGAGCCCGGAGCGCUGCGGGGCGGCGCCGAAGCGCCGGCGGCGGGGCGGCGGCGCGCCGCUCGGCCUGCUGCAGGACGGCACGGGCGUGCGGCUGGCGGGCCUCUCCAGCGCCGGCCUCAACGGCGCGCGCGGGGAGGUCGUCGGCUUCGACGACGAGCGGCAGCGCUACCUGGUGGCCGUAGGAGGAGGCGGCAGCGGCACCGGGAGCGUGGCGGUGAGGCCGUGCAACCUGCAGCAGCUGCUCCGGGGCGCCGAGGUGGUCGGCACCUCGAGGGCGGACCUGAACGGCCGCGUGGCCGCCGAGGCCUACUUCGACGCAGACAAGGGCCGCUACGUCGUCGCCGGGGUCGCCGACGAGCCCGUGGCGCUCCGGCCAGAGCACAUCUUGAGGCUGCCUCCCUCGACGCUGGUGACCAUCGAGGGCAUGCAGAGGCGCACCGACCUCAACGGCGCGCAAGGCCGCGUGCUCUCGGCCAGCGGCGAGCGGUACACCAUCGAGCUGCCCAGCGGCGAGCAGGUCCGUGUGCGGCUGGGCGCGGUCACCUCGUCGCUCGUGCUGGUGAGGCAGCACCAGUAA